This is a messenger RNA of Cladocopium goreaui, 11121 nucleotides long. The record is from the annotation of a GenBank genome assembly. NCBI's taxonomy places the organism in Eukaryota, Dinophyceae, Suessiales, Symbiodiniaceae.
UCUUCGUCCACGUCGACUUCUAAUGCGUCAUCGGCAUCAUCCAGUAACAUUGACACUUCCAGCACUCCAGUUGUCAGAUUCCGAUUGCGGCAAAAGACCCGAAUCACUCCGAUACCAGCUCCUCCGAUUUCAUCAACCACAACCAAUUCUCUUUCUGUAACUGAUAGCGCUAUCGCUACAGAACAUGAAUCAGCCUUCAUCCCGACUGUUGGCUCUUUUUCGCAUUUUGAUGAUAUGGGAUGAAUAUCCCUUUGUUUGGGGCAUGAUUGCUGUGGCGUCACUGUCCCUGACAAGACAAAGUUCUAAGAUCUUUUCAGUUUUUUGAUGCCACUGCAUCACCCUACAUUGGUUUGUUGAGAUUUGUCAUGGAGACAGCAAUGCACAGGAAUGGCUUGGGAUCGCUGCUUCCCUUUCCUUUGACUCCAGUAUCAAGACAAACUGGGACUCGGCUGGUCCUCCCAUUGAGCAGUUCAGCAGGACCAUUGAAGAAGCGCGGUCUUCGAGCAAAUGAUGUUGCAACCAGAGCUUUGAAAGAUAUGCGGCCCACUCUUUUGCUUUUCCUUCAGAAAUUAGAAUGUGUCCAGGCUAUUGACAGCAGCAGCGGAAAAACUCGAACCAUGACAAAGGAAGUGCUUGAAAGCGAUGUCGGCGGGUCCUGCCAGGAAAUCAAGCUGAAAUCCGAGGAGUCUUCCAACGUACAGGAAGUGACAGAAGAGCGGUGGUUGGUCUACACCGAACCAGUGCAACUUGAAAGUGAAGCAGUCACAGAGCUGCGCCUUGGCAAUUCGGUGGACGAGCUCACGUUGUGGAUAGGUGAACUCGAGAUCUCUGUGAGACGUCGGAGUAGCACCUCAGGAGACGGAUUCACCUCUGAGAUAUCCCUUGCUGGCCCUCGGGCCGCUGCCGCAGGUUCUGCUGCAGCCAGGGAACGAGUUGAAUCCUCACCUACCGGUUCCAGUGCCUGGAGUGUUGUUGGCGGUUCCCGCCAGUGGUCAGCUGAGUGGAAAAAGGCCCUACUCGAGGCAUCCACUGCAGCUGAGAUCUUAGCUGUUGAUCUGCAGUGCGUGGAACACCUGCAGCGCCAUCUCUCUGCAGAGGUGGGAGCUUGGACUGUGCGAGCCCGGUUGGGGCGAGCCUUGCGAGCUGGGUUGGCUGCCAAGAACAAGUUGGAGGGUGUUGGAACGUUUGAACGUUCACCUGACAUUGGGGUGAGCAACAGGAUCUACGUGGUGCUGAGAGGGGCUCCUGGUGUUGAGCCGUGCAUUUGUCACAGUGCCCGCAGAAGCUUACGUGUUGGGAGCUCAGGCGCUAUGGCCGCUGGAGCGGGAGGACUAGCUCAGGCCGACAUCGAGGCCCGUGUGGUGGAAGCACGGGCGAAGGGGCUGCUUCCAGCCCUGCAUUUCUCCGCCACGGCAGUCGAUGGCACAGUUUUGUGGAAGGCACAGGCGUAUGUGGUCAGGUACAGGGCCGGGGGCUUUAUGGUUCUGGUGCCGGGAGAUGCGGAGGUGGCGGACUUCUUCGAGAUGGCCGGUCCCUUCGACUUUUAUGCCCACCACCAGACUUCAGUCCAGAUGGAGAAUGCCCGAGGCCGAGCAUUAGGGACCGUGGAUGCAGUUUUGGUAGAUUGCCCUUGGUCCGCCCUGCAGUUUUUCAAAAGAGCUUCAAGUUUGCGUGGCGAGGCCGCUUUGUUCCGUCUGAAGUUCGUGCACGACGGGGUGACAUGCCGUCCCUCCAGGGAAGGAGCGCUCUUCGCUGCGGAGGCCUGGAUUGCAGAGACCAUGGACGAGGAGGCUGCUGGCGAAUACAUGUCUUGCGAAGAGGCCAUCGUAGUGGAAGCAGAGGCCGCCACGGCAGCCGAUCCGGGACAGGUGCAUUCGGUGGAGCAGCUUCAAGCUCAUAUUCAAGACCUCGAGGUGCAGCUGGCUUCAUUGGCGCAGCAGCGAGCCGCCCCGGCGAUUCAUCCACCUUCCCAGCCUGCCCACGGCCUGCUGGGAGCGAUGCCCAAAGCUGCAGGCGUACCAGCUCAAACCAUGGAGCGCCUCCGCAGUUUAGCAGGCGCGGGACCGCCGCGUCUUGGUGGCCACGAGAGGCGCGAUCGCGCCUUGGGGCUCACACCAAACGAGGGAGAUGCAUUCGAGACUUUCCAGCAGGAGCAGGAGUUGGGGGCGACCGAUGGCGACGAGCUGGCGCAGCUGACAGUGGAUGCCUUCCCCGAUCCUAUGCAGAAGUUGUUGUUUCUACAGAUGCAACAGGUGACCCUGUUGCAAAAGCAAGUGGCGGCCCGACAGCCCCAGGAUGCCAUCCACGCCUUCCUGAAGAUCAGCGACAAUCUGGUGUCGAUAGCUCAGGUCGUAGAGAACAACGCCCUCAUGGAGCUGGGGUUGAAUGUGGGGUAUCUGAUGGCGUCAGCUUACGAGACGGGCCAGCGCACAGGAAACAGGGAGGUGGCCGGUUUUGGAGCCAAAGGCCUGAUCUUUGUGGAGCAGACAGCUUUGGACGAAGGCAAGACAAGCCUUUCCUGGCUGUUGACAGGGUUGCCCGAACCCAACUUCUCUCAGGUUCAGAUGCCCCGAGCGCGCAGCUCGCUCAAACCAUUCAGCCGGCUAUGCAAUCCCUCUUGGGUUGCAGCCAAUGUGGGCUAUCUUCGGGAUUUGGACUUCCUGGAAAGCAAGAUUCGACAUACGGACAAGGAUGCCACGGUCCCCGCAGCAAAAGCGCAGGUCGAUGCACCGGUGCCCAAAAAGCCGUGGCCCAAGAAGAAGAACAAAGGAAAAGAAGGCGGCGGCGGAACCGCCGAGUCGGCCGAGGUUUUGGCGAGUUUUGCCGUAGGAGCUUGCAACCUUCCCGUCACCAAGACGGUUCCAAUGCUGGAACCGAUCUAUGGCCUUGUCCUCCUCCCAGAUGGUAUUGGACGGCCUCCCAGCGUCUAUCCCCAAAGAGACGACGGCGCAAGUUUGAUCGAUCACUUUGUGAGAGCCCCGGACGUCGACGUUGACGAACUUGGUCGGGCGGCGGAAAAGCUGGCUAAUUUGUGCAAGACGUCCUUUGAGCUGAGUGCACCUGAGACUUUGCCAUCGCGCGUUCCGUUGGCCACCACAGUCACAAAGGAGAUCUUGGCUGAACGUAUUAAGUGGAAGUUGGGUCCCUCAUUUGAUCCCCUGCCUUUUUUGAGUGAUCCUGUUGUUCACAGUGCGUUUUUGCGGCCUGAUGUGCUCCGGCUUCCAGAGUGUGACUGGCCACGGAUGACAAGGGCUCAGGUGCAUUGUAAGCGCUCAGAGCUCCUGCAGUUGGCGCAGAAGUGGGAUGCAUUAGGAGCGUGCCGACUGGUGACAUGUGAUAGCAUUCGGCGUGAUGAAGCCGUCGGGAUGUUUGCAGUUAGUAAGGAUCAACAAUUUGACAGGCUGAUUGUGAACCCCACUGUUAUCAACAGUCGGCAGCUUUCCUAUACCAACUUCACCAAGACUCUGGCACCCGGAGCCCUGAUUUGCCUGCUGCGGCUUGAAGCUCAUGAGAACCUGGUUAUUUCUUCAGAUGAUUUGUGUGAGUUUUACUACACUUUCAAAGUUUCUGAAGAUAGGGCCGCACGCAAUGCUAUUGGGAUGGUUUUCGAUAGUUCCGAAGUUUGUCAUCUUAACUGUUUUGAUCCCAAGUUUGCUGGGCAGAAGUUAUACAUCUGUUUGGGCACGUUGGCAAUGGGCGAUGGGCUUGCAGUUGAGAUUGCGCAGCAGAGCCACUUCAACUUGUUGCGUCAGUUAGCUGGCUGUCUGUUGGAGCAUGAAAUCAUAGCCUACAGGCAACCCAUCCCACGUGGGCCCUUCUAUGAACUGUUGACUAUUGAUGAUCACAUUGGUCUUCAAAAGGUAUCCAAACUGAUUCCCCUGAGCGACCAACAGACGCGGGACAAAGAGGUCUUUGCGAACUCGGACAUGGCUUACCAGCAGGUGGGUCUUACAUCCCAUCCGGGCAAAAGACAGCGGCAGGCUGCUAGUGCAACAGUUUUGGGUGCUGAAGUUGACGGGGUUUUGGGGCGCGUUUCCGCUCCUCGGAGUCGAGUUGCUAUGCUGAUGUUUGUGACGGCCAUCGUGGUUCAAAAGCAACGGACCACUCGGCGCAUUUUGCAAAGCAUCAUUGGCACCUGGGUUCACGUGUUACUUUUUCGCAGAGUGGGGUUUUCCGUUUUGGAAUCUGUUUUUCAUGAAGGGGUUGACAUACACAUGGAUGAGCCGUUUACUUUGUCGCGACAGAGCAUCAACGAGCUGAUCAACCUCAUGAUAUUGGGGCCACUGUUUCAGACUGAUUUGCGUACCAGUAUCUGUCCUGAAGUGUUCAUGAUGGAUGCUUCGCCGAGUGGCGGUGCGAUUUGCCGGCAUUUUUUGGGCCAUGUGGCGGUUGAGGAGAUCUGGAGGCACACUGAACAGCGGGGAUAUUACACUCAGCUUCAGUCCGGUGCCAAUCUGGUUUUACAUGAAUUGGGUUUGGAUCACACGGAGACGUUUGGCCAUGUUGAUCCUGACCUAUCUGAGUUUGGAUCCACUGCGGUUUUGAAUUUAUCUGCUGCAGGUGAAGACGUGGAGCGAGCAGCCUACUACUGCAUCGAGUUGUUCGCCGGCCAGGCGAAUUGGAGCCGCUGCCAUGCUGAGGUGGGUCUUCAUGUUCAUCCAGGUGUUGAAAGAAAUGCCCAAGGGGUUCGUUUUGGGGACCUUAGUGAUAAAAAGACCUUUCUUGAGUUGGCCUACUUAGCAGCUGAAGGGAAGGUGAAGGAGUGGCAUGCAGCUCCUCCUUGUUGGUCAUUUGGGACGCUGCGAAGACCCCGUCUCAGGAGCAAAUCUCAACCUGCCGGCUUUGAUAUGCUGGAUGAGCUGACCUGGGAACAGACCAGUAUUUCGGAGUUUGAUCGGCGCUGCAACCCUAGCUGCCGAGCCGUCUACGGCAAAGAGCCUCGAGUGGGUGAAGCACUUAGUUCUUUUUCUGCCGCUUAUCCCAUACCCCUUUGUGAGAAAAUGGCUAUGGGCAGUGUGGCCGCCCAUCGCCGCUUCGCUGCGGAUGAGACUCUGCACCAACGUAAGGUGCGCUUGCUGCAGAGGCCUACUUUGGUAACCAGGGCUUCAGACCGCAGCAUUCUGCGCGCAUGGUUCGAAGAUCCGGACUGGGUGGCAGAUUUGUGCGAGACGUUGCAGUACAAAGAGCUGUUCAGAUACCGCUUCAAGAAAGGUGGCCAUAUCAACGUGCUGGAAUGCAGAGUCUAUAAGUCAUGGUUGAAGCAUAGUGCGAAACGUUGGGGAGGGCAUAGGCUGCUUGGGCUGUUAGACAGCCGUGUCACCAUGGGAGCCGCAGCCAAGGGGCGCAGCAGCAGUAGAGCCUUGUCUCGGGUGCUGCGCAGCGCUUUAGGCUGUGUUCUUGGAGGAGGACUCUAUCCCGGUUGUUUGCAUGUCAGGUCGGCUUGGAACAGAGCUGAUGGCCCAAGUCGUGGGCGCGACAUAGAGCCUCCCACUGCCAAGCCUGCUAGCUGGAUUCUGGCUUUACAAAGGGGUGAGCUACGCCCCUUUGAGUUGAUGCUGGAAACGUCCAAGUGGACCCGACCUGUAGGGCGCUGGGUCAGGUUACUGCUGUUGAUAGCUGGAGAUGUGGAACGAAAUCCAGGGCCUGCUUCUAGGGCCUACCAUCCCCGUGGAGAGCUGGACCUGUUUGGCGGGCUUUCGCGCGCCACCACCCAGCGAAUGCAGAGCUGUUUUUGCCAGUUUAAUGAGUGGCUCCAGCGGGAGCUAGGCAUGUCACAUGAUCAAGCGUUUGAGAGUCCUGAGAUGUGCAACCUGAGUCUCAGGGCCUAUGGGCGCAUGCUAUAUGCAGCUGGACGCCCUCGCUAUCAACUUGUGUACACAAUUACUGCAAUCCAAAGGUUUAGAUCGGAGUUUAGAUCUUUGCUUGGAGGCGCCUGGCAUGUGGACAGGGUUUGGCAGUUGGAACAGCCGGGACAGUGUCAUGCUGUCCUGUCUGCUCCCAUUAUUCGAGCCUUGCUUUGCCUUGGGCUGCUUUGGGGGUGGCAACAUUUUGUUGGUGUUAUCAGCAUUGGCUUUGCAGGGAUGUUACACCCCAACGAGUUCAUACAGAUGGUGCGCCACGAUGUGGUUCUUCUAGAGGAUGCACUUUUGCGUGAGCAGGUGAUGUACAUCCACGUCCGUAAUCCAAAGACAGCCCGCUUUGCCAGGCGGCCACAUGCAAAGAUUGACGACCCCGCAGUGAUUUUGCUGGUGAGAUGUUUCUUUGGCAGCCUUCCUUUGCAAAGCAAGAACUCUGGCGUGGAAACGCCACCGGGCAACUUCAAAGAAAUGAACUCUGGCGUGGAAACGCCACCGGGCAACUUCAAAGAAAUGAAGCUGGCCUUCCGACUGGACAAGCCAGCAGGAGUGGAGCAAGCCUACGCCUGGCUGCCACUGCGAUCCUAUGGCCUUCGCUUUCUGAUCCAAGCGGAUUGGAGGGUCCCAUCCUCCCGGGAAGCCAUUACGGAGGCUGUCUUCAACCAGCGAAUCCGAGACCAAGUCCCAAAUGCAUACGCAGAAGCGGCCAAGAUCUUUGCAGCAGCUGCCUUGAAAGCUGCUGGAUUGGACGCUCCAAACGAGUCAGGAACGGCUUGGAAUCAGCUUGAAGCUGGCAUCGAAGCUGCUCGCAACGUGCUGGUGCCUCUCUAUACCUCGAUACCCCGACCAGGCGAUGCAACAGACUUCUUCCAAGAGACAGAUGUGAAGAUUCUUCGGGCAGUGAUGGAUGUUGCCGUGAUUCUGGUGCGAGUUCCGUGUCCAGGAGUCAAGGAGUCUGGUUCCGAGGGUGGCAGUGAAGACGUGCAUGAUCAGGAGACCGCAUGGCGUUUGGAACUAGUCACACCGCGGCGUGCUGUGCGUGCGGAACUUCCGGAAGGAGUUCCAGCCAGCUUGUCGCACCUGCAGCAGAGCAUCGAGUUGCUGCUAGCACAGGCUGAUCGCUAUGUGGAAGUGGGUGGCAUGCCAGCCCGCGCUGCUGAAGGACUGAGGGUUCCUGUUCUGGACGCUGACAUCGCUUUGGAUUGCCUGCAGGCAAUGGGACGACUGCACAUGCAGAAAGUUGCCAAUGACCAGCUGAACGCCCUGACUGAUGAAGAUAUUGAGGUGCUGCAACUAUUGCUGCUGAUUGUGGCCGUGGCAGCUCUGAAGAAACCACAAUUGGCUGAUGAUGUGCGCUAUCUGCAGAUCAUUCCGACAGAGGGUGGCGAGUUGGUGUCACUGACUGCUGAGGAGGCCAGAGGUUUCAAAGUCUACGACGUGCCACCCGACAUGCUGGGUAUUGAAGCCUUGUUGGGUGCGGGGCAGCGCUUGGAUCCUCGCUUGACUCAAACGGCUCGACCAGAGGUUCGAGAAUUCCUACUGGGACUCGGAGUGGAGCAGGUGGAUGGGCUGGCCUUCUUCACAAAUGUGCUCCUGCCGGUGCUCACCAGUAGCGAGGCGCCCGAAGCAGAGAAGCUGCUCCUAGCAACAAGGCAAUUCAAAGAUUUGCUUGCCAUUUGCGAGGACCAAGAGAAGAAGGAUUCCCUGAUCGAAACGCUCAGGGCGAGCGAUGCAGGGUGGUGGGUUCUGGCUUCUGUUGGCACCUCCGACUGCGAGGCCGUUCAGGUGGGCGGAAAGACUGGGCGGGGGCUUCAUGUGAGCCCACUCCCUGGCAAACUCGCAGAUCAAGUGGGCGUUGACUGGUUAGCUCCGGCAUCCACAUACAAGAACAGUGAGGAGAGUGAGGAGAGUGAGGCGGACUGGAACGCAUUUUGGAUGCUGCUGGGAGCUGCUCCGGUGUUUCAAGUACAAGAGCGGCAAGGAGACUUUCACAGCGACGAAUUGGAGAGGUUGCUUGCUGCUGCAAGCACUCCAGAUCUGGCGAUGGAGGUGGUCGAAGUUUUGGAGCCCCAUGGUGAAUACUAUGCGCAGUGGCUCUUCAAACCUGAUAGCCAAGAUGAGCCAUCUGAAAUUGCCCAGCUCCUGUGCACCAAACCCUGGCUUCCAACCCAGGGAGGAGAAGUUGUACCUAUGAAUCUCGCCUGGCUUCCACCAGAGAAGCCGAAGAGCGUAGAAGCACGGUUCCAUUUCGAUGCGUGCGUAUCUCCCUUUGCACAGGCAUGGCCUGCUUUGGGUGUGGAAUCUUCUCCUUCAGCUGCGACGCUGAUUGCUAUUGUGGAGUGCCUACGGUCCAAGGACAAGCUACGCUUGAAGAUUCCAGAGAUGGCCUCGCUGUACAGCCGAAUGGGCAGUCCUGGCAGGCAGGAUCCGAGUGGAAAUCAAGGCGGUGGCAGCGGUGGCACACUUUUCAACAAAAUCUUUGGCCAGAAAAACCUGGAUAGAUUCAUCGAAGAGGAGCAAUGGGUAUUUAUACCUAAUCACCCAAGGCCCCACAGGGAUUUUACCGGAUGGUUCCACAGUUGUCCGAAGAUGGAGCACACCGGAAAAUUCUAUGGCCUGAAACAGCUGGUCUUCUGCGACAAAGCGGAGUGUCUGGAUGGCUUCGCAGCCAGAGCCAAGGAUGCCAUGAUUGACUUGAUGAGACAGUGCCUCGACAAGCGAGUGGUGGCGAACUAUUACUUUGGCCCAAAGACCUUGUGGCCAGCAAGCUGGAGAGACAAAGGAAUCAAGUCCAAUCUCCAUGAAUUGCUGAGCCGCUACAACAAGUCCAAUCUCCAUGAAUUGCUGAGCCGCUACAACAUCCAGGAGGAGCUGGAUGUGUCAGAUUACGUUCGUGUUUACAAGGCCAUCGAUCAACGGAUUGAGAAGGGCGAGACUUCGGAAGUGCUUGACUUCAUUGGCCAGACCUUCACGAGGAUCGCACUGCGUGUUAAGAAUGAGAUUGAAGAGGAGCUACAUCGUCAGGAAGGUACUGAAGAUCAAGAUGAGAGCGAGGAGGAAUUGACCGUGGAGAAGUCGGAGUCUUUGGAAAUGAUUCGGAAGGAACUCUCUGAUGUGCGCUUCAUUCAAGCUGCAGAUGAGUCUUGGCAGCCUCUGAAGAAGUACCAGUUCAUCGUUUCGAGAAAAGGAGCAGAAAAAGCGAGGAUCAAAGGUUGGCCUUCUGAUGCCCGACGUUUUUUUGCGCGGCCACCACGGGGUGUGAAUCCUGCUGCAAAUCACAGCAUUGUUGAGCUCAUGAAACGCCUCGGAAUGAGAGAGUCGCCCACUUUGCUGAAGCGCGCCUCCUUCGUGCCUCUCCAGGGUGCUGGCAACUUCGACUCUGUGAGAAAGGAGCUGGUAGAAGCAACUCGCGUUAUUCGCGAUGGCAUGUCCGAGAGGCUGAAGGACGAGGACAGGGCUCUUUUUGAAGAGAUCGAAACCGUCGUCCGGGAACUCCAAAUUGAGGAGGUCCAACAGCUCUCAGUCGACCAGGUCUUGGUCAUAGAAAAAGACCGGGCCGCAGAAGCUGAAAUCGACACAUUGGAUGCUGAUGAAGGUGUGCCUCGUUGGUUGCUGGAGUUCAAGCCUACAAGUGGCCGUGCCACGCCCAUCGCCAGGAUCAAGGCCCUCCCUGCGGAAGUCUUUUUCAUUGGCCAAGAGGACAGGAAGUUGGUCCUCACCUUCCAGGGUCAGCUGGUGAUGAAAGAUGUCAGUGAGAAUUUGUCCAAGGCUGUGAUUUGGACUUCGCUACAGAAACUUGCGCCCGAGUAUCAGACGGAGUUUCAGCAGAGCAAAACAGGCUUGACAGACAAAGCCAGAACCUUCAUGAAGCAUCUCCGGGUGGCAAUCGAAACGACCAGGGCUUCAAGAGGCUCCGCAGCGUCUGAGUUUUUGGAGCUUUCGCACGAGGAAAGCGCAGGGGAAAGCCAGGAGGAUCAAAGCCCUGCCCUGAAAGCUGAUCAGUCGGAGGAUGACCCAGGGCUUGACAUGGAAAACAUGGAAAAGUUCCUAAUGCUUCAAGAGGAAUUCAAGGACAUGAAGGAUGAAGACUACUACGCAUCCUGGGGAGGUGGCCUAGAGGAAACAGCGGAUCUCGAUGAAGUUGACAGUCCAGCCGUAGAAGACUUGCUGGAGCACGCGGAGAAUGCGCUAAACUAUAAGCGAAAGCGUCGAACGAGCAAAAAGGAGCUGGACCAGGAGAAACCUGGCUCUUCGCCCAAGGUGCCACCCAGCGCCCCGCCGGAUGCAUCCGGCGCUGGUACCAGCGAUGCGUCCGACGUGCUGUCGCCCAACCUGCCGUACGACGUGGCCGCCGAGCCGCUCAGCGGCGACGGGGCGAGCCGUCGUGGAGCUGGGGGUGGAGGUUCUUCGAACACAGAAGGCUCUUCAGAUGCAAAGCAAGCAGUUGGAAAGAGGGACGAGGACACUUGGACAGAAUCUGGCACCAGAGAUUUCAGAGACGCCCGUGCACCCAGGAAGAAUCUUCAACAGGAAGAGGAAGUCGAGGAUUCGGAGACGGUAAGUCGAAUCGUUCAAGCCCAAAGGCAGCAAAUAGCAUCCCCAAGACCAUAUUCCUUCACAAGGCUUGCGAGGUUUUGUGCGGCUCCAGUAACCACUGGGCAGAGUUCCUCCUUCGACAUCACCUUUACCAUGAGGGAUUUCACUCCCAUCUCUACUGGAGGUGGAGAGAGCAAUGCCCAAGUGGUUGGAAGAAAUGGAGAGAAGAUCGCGCAGCUUUCCUUGGAAAGUGAAGGCUAUCAGGUUCUGUGGCUGAAUGAAAAGGAGGAACUUGGUUUGCCGUUCGAUUUGCUAAUUCGGAAGACUGGUGACUUCUCGUCGCUUCUGGUGAAUGGAGCUGUCGACAAAUCACAAGUCGAAGAACUUGCCAGCAAAGUCGAAGAAGGACAAGUGGAGGAGUUUACUUUCGUGGAGGUAAAAUCCACUACGAAAGGCGAUAAAGGCGUCGAAAGAAGCAUCUUCGACGUUUCCAUCAAUGAAGUGGUAUCGAUGAAUAACUUAGGAGAACAUUUUUGGCUUCUGCGAACUCUCCGAGUUCCCACCGGCCUGGAGGAUGGCACUGAGACCAAGGUUCGCAUCUGGCCCAAUGCGGCUAAAGCAGUGAGAGAUGGCGAAGUGAAACUCCUCAUGGUGGGCUAACAGCUGAGGAGAAAUAUGAUUGGCGUAUAAAAAAGGUAGAGAUCAAUCAAAGCAAUGGCCAAGAAUGAUG